Messenger RNA from Plasmodium vivax (malaria parasite P. vivax), 2223 nucleotides. RefSeq lists its product as hypothetical. The transcript has a single exon. NCBI's taxonomy places the organism in Eukaryota, Apicomplexa, Aconoidasida, Haemosporida, Plasmodiidae. The record is from RefSeq and is a predicted model, not a curated record. The coding region runs from base 1 to 1980 and encodes 659 amino acids.
AUGCGCCCAAGUGAAGAACCCCCCCCCGUAGCCAAAAGCACACCGAACAGUUACUUCAACUCCCUCUGCUGCAGCAGUGUGCUGAACAAGAGCGUGGACGGCCAUGUGAAUUUCGAGGAUGGGCUGGUGAGUUUCUUCACGCUGAACCCUAAUCCGAACAUUGGCUUUCUGGUUGGCAGGGGGAAGCGGCGGGGGGGAGCGGCAAAAGAGACAGACGAAACAGGCGAGAUAGGCGCUGCAGAUGAGACAAACACGAAUGACGCAGCGCCCCCUCGCCAAAGGACCCAAAAGAUUCGCCUCAAACUCAAACGAGGAUACAUGAACGAAGUGUACGCCAGGGAGAAAAAACGGCUGAACCAAGUGCUGCUCUCCUUCAAGGACAAGAGCAUAUUCAACGCGCCCAAAAAAAAAAUCAAAGAGAAGAUCCUUCUCCUAAACGGACAAACUGUAAAUAUAGAGGUGAUAAAACAGUACCUGUUUCACAAGUUAAGACUAGAGUAUUAUGAGAGCAUAAGGGACCAGAAAAAAAUCCUGACCUUGGACCUAUGGUCUAAGGAAAUUAAUGUAUCCGUUGAAAAUCUGAAGAAGCUCAUUGUGUAUAUUUACAAAAUGAAGGCGCUCGUGCAGAAGGACGACGAGGAGUUGCUCAUUAGGACCUACUUUUACAACAAGACGAAUAUGUUCAGCCUGUUCAGGAACGGUGCCGCAGGAGGAGGGGAUGUGGUGGCCCCCUUCGACUUUUCCGUGCCGGAGGUGGCCGCCCCGGUUGGCGACCAAGGGGGAGCCGCUAACGGGGGAGCCGCUAACGGGGGAGCCGCUAACGGGGGAGCCCCCAACAGGGGGGACAUCUUCACCGACUACUUCGACCACCACGAAGUGGUCCUGUACGAGGACUGCGAAAAUCUGAUAAACUCAGAAGUGCAGAAAUUCAUAGAGUGCAUCAAGGACAUGGUGUUUUUUGAAAAUUCCAUUUACAUGUUGGAGAAGCUGGAGAAUAGACCCCCCCUUCUGGAGGAAGUAACCUUUGCGUAUGACUACGAUAGGGAAGUCUUCAUUCAAAAAUUGGAGGCUAAAAUAAAGUUGUCCCAAAAGUUACUCAUAUAUUUCAUCCCCCUGAUUAAUAACAUCAUUCGGAAGGCAGAAUCCAAUUUUAGUAGCAACUUGAGUGAAGACGACUUCUUGCUGGUCAGCUUAGAUGCAGUGAAAAACGGGUUCAGAAGAUAUGACGUCGAAAAAUUGGGAAUCAAAAAUUUAACAAAGUAUGUUUACAUCUGGGCGAAGAACAGCACCUACAAUUACUACCAGAAGCAUAAGUCCUUCGUGUCCGUGUCGCCACAUACGUACAAAGAUUAUAAUAACGUAAAAAAGUUUGAAGAAAGUUUUGAGGAAAAGCAUGAAAGAAAACCGAGCAUCAAAGAAAUCAGCGACGGGUUGCAUAUGACCAUGGAACGGGUUCAGAAGGCCCUCUCCUCAGCGGUCAACGUGAUAGACGCUGAAAAACCAAUCGUGUACCAAAAUAGUAACUCGGCCCACCCGGAAAAAAAUACCUACACAGAUUUGAUCGUAAACUCGGACGACAUCCACAGCAUGAACGAAAUCGUCUACAACGACAUCGUCAUUAAGGGGCUACGGAAGUUCAUCUGCAAGUCGCUGAGGAAAAAAAUCAACAAGCUAAUUAUCUUUAUGAAGUUCGGCCUUUUCUUACGGAAAAAAAUUUACACGGACGAAGAAAUUUGCCGCGCCCUCCAGAUCACGCAGAAUAAGUUGCAGAGGCUUUUUCAGCUCUCCCUCAAGGAGAUCAAAAAGUGCGUCACCAGGAUUAAGCAGGGCAAGCAGAGUGAGAAGCGUAGGAAGGAGGCGGCGAGUGGGGCGAAUGGGGCGAAUGCCUCCGAGGGCGACCCCAACUGGGAUUUCUCCUCGUACAUCAACUUUUCCCAGUACGACUUCCUGGGGAACGAGUUCUCCCAAAUUUUGACGUGACGCUCGCAGAGGGCGUGGUGGUGACCAACCUCUUCGUCGAGGCGCCCCCCCGUUGUGCCUUCGCCAUCGCAAUCGCCAUCGCUAAGAGGGCCACAUGGUCUUCCUUCCUCCUUCCUUCUCCCUUCUUCCGUCUUCCUCUCUUUUUUUUUUUUUUUUUCGUAAGGAAAGGGUCCUUCGCUGCGUUACCCCUUUCUGUCUAACAUUUGGCGUUACUAUUUGGGAAUUUUUUCUUCCACUUUUUCU